CACUUCUGUCGCUACUCAUUCCUCUCUCCCUCUACCUGAUAAUCCCAUCUCUCUAGUAUCCGUUCAUCGUGUAAAUAUUAUCUUGUUCAUUGCUUCCGCUCGUGCACCCCCACUUCGGCGAGGCUUCACGGCGGUGCCCCGCAUCUCCGAGCGCGCUUCUUUUCCACCGUGCUGUGUUUGACCGCCUAGGGACACAACAACAAACGCGUCAAAAUCCGGCCCAUAUCGUCUGCCAGUCUGAUCGGGCAACGCUAGACGUGGUGACCUCGGGACUAGCUCUAUACGCGCAUGCCCCACGCCCACCACCAUGGAGGACCAACUAGUGCAGCUGCUCUCAGCUACCCAAACCGCCCAAGAGGGUCCGCGCAAACAAGCAGAACUACAACUCCUCUCGUUCUACGGUCACCAAGAGCUGCCCCUCGGCCUCGUCGGAAUAGCCUGUCACGACAGCGUACCGCUCAACAUCCGGCAGGCUGCCCUGCUGUCACUCAAGAAUUUUGUCUUGGCAGGAUGGAGUAAUAGCUUCGAUGAAUUCAAGGGACAGGUCUUGGUUAGCGACGAGAACAAGGUCCAGCUACGGCAGCGCCUCCUUCAGCUCGCGACUACAGAUCAGCUCGAUCGCAAACUCAAGGCUGCCGCGGGCCUCGUCGUCAGCAAGAUCGCCAUUGCCGACUAUCCAAAUGAAUGGCCAGACCUCCUCGAUAACCUUCUAGAACUCAUACCGAACGCGACCGAUGGACAACUACACGGUGCCCUCAAAGUGCUUAGCGAGCUGGUCGAAGACUGUUUCAACGAAACCACCUUCUUUGGCGUGGCACCACGCCUUGUCAAGAUCCUAUAUGAUGUGGCAAUCAACGAGCAGAGAAAGCCUACACUGAGGGCACUGGCCUGCAAAGUGUUCCACGGCUGCUUCGACAUACUGGAAAUGGUUAUGGAGGACCAUAAGACAACUGUCAGGGGGUUCGCGGACGAGAUACUGAAGGAAUGGAUCCCCUUCUUCAUCAAUGUCAUGAACACGAGGUUACCAGACCCACCAUCAUUCCUGGAGGAAGAGAAUGACGCACCAAAUGCCGUCACCUACAAAGGGCAUGUUGCUUUCAAGCUUCAGGUGGUCAAGGUACUCAUGCGCAUACGAUCCGUCUUCCCUGCUAUUCUCUCGCCCCAGAGCCUCGUUCUCUUCCAAGCAACUUGGGAAGAGUUGUCUUUACUACAACCGGCAUACUCUCUUAUGUACAUACAAGAGGAGCGUCAGAGCAGGCUGGAAGACGCCGAUGGACUGCCAUAUACGCUAGAUUUCCUCGUUCUCGAAGAACUCGACUUCAUGCAGGCGUGCCUUCGAGCACCCCCGGUCCGCGCACAGCUUGAGCAGGAGCUCCAGAACCAGACGCCAGAAAACUCAUGGGUCACUCAGGUUAUGAAGCUAGCCGUCGCCUAUGCGCAGAUCACCACGGAAGAAGAGGGACUCUGGGACAUUGAUGUGAAUAUCUUCCUUAGUGAAGAGACAAGCGUGACAGCCAACUACACACCCCGAACUGCCUGCGGCGACCUGGUCAUCAAACUUGGCGAGUGGCUUACGGAGCCAACCAUCAAUGGUUUGCUGAGCUAUACACGAGUUCUCUACUCCGAGUCCAAGGGCUGGAAAGCAGAGGAGGCUGCACUGUACGUACUGAAUCAACUGCUCAGUGACUUCCAGGACGUCGAGAAACAAAUCGCACCAGAAGCUGCGAGUGGGUACGUCGACUUCAUCCGAUAUGCUAUGCAACAACCAGAUGCAUUUCUGAGAGCACGUGGCUACCUCGUUGCUGGAAGUCUAACAAGGACAUCCGGAGAUGCUCUGCAACAGCUCGCCACUUCUUUCCUCGAGGCAUGUCUGCAAGCUAUACCACAAGACGAGUCCGAUGUGGUUCAGGUCUCAUGCAUUCGCGCUAUGCAAUACUAUCUUCAAGCUCUCCCACAUGCCAUCACACAGCCACUACAAACCAACAUCAUCACGGCCAUAAGCAACUAUCUUGCCGCGCAAGAUCUCCAGGAGCUUGCCGAUAGUGACGAUCUCAUGGUCACCCUGGUCGAAACUCUCAGAGACGCCAUACUCAUUGAUACCCGGAUAUGCAUCACCGCCAAUGGCCUGGAUACACUCUUUCAAGUUGCCAGUUACCAAGCCAACAACUUCCAAUUGACAAUGAUGGUCGUCGAGACCUUCGAGGACGUGACUCAGUCCAUUGCUCAGAUGGGCGGAGACGCGUACAUUCAAUUGUGUACCAAGGUCCUUCCAUCUCUCACUGGCGCUUUUGACGUUGGCAGCCUCACCGAAGAGAAUGCUCUGUGCAACUUCGCUGCUGAUCUUCUCGCUGUCCUCGCUGAGCAUGGUCCCGAGCCGCUACCAACUGGCUUUGUUGCUACUACAAUGCCAAAGCUUACUCGACUCCUUCUCGGCUCAACGGACGAGGAGCUGCUCAAAUCUGCUACCAUUGCCGUGAAGAAUAUUAUCUCGCAUGAUCACCAACAGCUCUUCGAAUGGCGAGACGACACCGGUAAGGCCGGUCUAGAGGUCGCACUAAUCAUUGUUUCUCGCCUGCUCUCAUCGUGCAGCGAUCACGCCGCUGGCGAAGUCGGUGCUCUUGCCGCUGAGGUAGUGGAGAAGGCUGGUCAUGAACGACUAGGCCCGUAUCUAGAGGAGCUUCUCCGGAGUGUUGCUGUACGGCUUGCAAAAGCGGAACAUGCGCAGUUCAUCCAGAGCUUAACACUCGUCUUUGCGCGGUUGAGUUUGAACCACGCUUCCGAAGUCGUGGAAUUUCUGGCUCGGCAGGAUAUUGACGGCCAAAAUGGUCUACAGGUCGUGCUUGCAAAGUGGCUCGAGAACUCGAUAAACUUUGCUGGCUACGACGAGAUUCGACAAAAUGUAAUCGCCCUCUCGAAGUUAUACGACUUGAAGGAUCCUAGAGUCGCCCAAGUCUUGGUCAAAGGUGAGUUGAUUCCUAACUCGGACGGUCGCAUCAUGACCCGGAGUCGUGCAAAAGCCAACCCGGACGAAUACACCAUGGUCCCUGCACCUCUCAAGAUCUUGAAGGUCCUAGUCGUCGAACUCCAGUCCGCCUCUGGCGCGCCCCUCGACGCAGCCGCAGCCGCCGAGCUGGCAGACGAUGACUCCGACGAUGGCGACUGGGAAGACGAGCCGAAUCCUUUCGUUGAUCUCGGCAGCGGCUUCAGCAGAGAACAACUCAUGGCGUUCGCAGCUGAAGACGGGCCCGGCUCAAACCGCCAGCGGGAUGACGAAACACAAGGAUUCCUUGUUGAAUUCUUCAAGCGUGCUGCUACCACACACGGCUUCUCAGAUGAAUUCAACCAACUGACUGAAGAGGAGAAGCAGAGGCUUAUGGACAGCGCUGCGUAGUAUGCAGUAUGGUACAUACUCUUUGCUCCCCCGACGACGGAACAGCUUCGAUGACGAGGAUAGAGGUGAGCCUGCUACAUGUGACCCAUCUUGAAGUGGACGAAGAGGAAGACACUAUUAAGGAACAUGCGAUCAUGUCUGGAUGUCGCUUUCGGUUUGGACAGAAGGGAUUACUGUGGAUAGAUAGACUGGAAACCUGCUUCUGGGUUACGAAGUACAUGAAGGCAUGAAAAGCCCAUAAGAUCAGUAGAUCGAUUGCAUUCGUAUAGCAAUGUUAUAGAGAAUAUAUACAUGGUUUUCACUGCG
This is a messenger RNA of Cucurbitaria berberidis CBS 394.84, 3697 nucleotides long. RefSeq names its product ARM repeat-containing protein. Bases 308 to 3391 code for a protein of 1027 amino acids. Gene Ontology annotation, biological process: protein import into nucleus. Gene Ontology annotation, molecular function: small GTPase binding. The transcript is spliced from 4 exons. Lineage: Eukaryota; Fungi; Ascomycota; Dothideomycetes; Pleosporales; Cucurbitariaceae. Gene Ontology annotation, cellular component: nuclear envelope; cytosol. The record is from RefSeq and is a predicted model, not a curated record.